Molecule: messenger RNA, 2463 nt
Organism: Pichia kudriavzevii
Lineage: Eukaryota; Fungi; Ascomycota; Pichiomycetes; Pichiales; Pichiaceae
Exons: 1
Coding region: 1-2463 (820 amino acids)
Biological process (GO): fructose metabolic process; fructose 2,6-bisphosphate metabolic process
Cellular component (GO): cytosol
Molecular function (GO): ATP binding; 6-phosphofructo-2-kinase activity
Source: RefSeq, a predicted model, not a curated record
AUGCGUGUACACAACCCAAGGCACCGCCCUUCUCUUUCAUUGGCGCCGAAUAUGGAACCAGCAGACUCAACGGCCUCGAUCAUUCAAGAGUCGCAAAACCCAACUGAUGAUGCCUUGAAAUUGGUGAUUGUCUGUGUUGGCUUGCCCGCUCGUGGUAAGAGCUAUAUUACGAAGAAAUUACAGCGUUAUUUAAAUUGGAUGCAAUAUAAUACAAAGAUUUUCAAUGUCGGUAACAUGAGAAGGCAACUUAAAGUCACGCCCAGCAAAUACCCAAUCCAAGGGCCAACCGUCGACCAUUCUACACCAAUACCCAACCUGACUCCAUCUCCUUGUAUAUCCAAAAACCAUUCAUUUACAACCCCCGAAAGAGAACACCGUCCAAGUGUUGACGAGAAUGAUAAACAUGAUGGGAAUGACGAUGUUGGCACAUUACAUGAUUCAAGUAUAUUUGACCAUUCCAACAAGGAAAACUUCCAAAUGCGAGAGCAAUGGGCAAAGGAGACAUUGGAUCAACUGUUGGAUUACUUAUUAUCCGAUGAUGGGAAUGUUGGUAUUUUCGAUGCUACCAACACUACAAAGGCCAGAAGGAAAUGGAUUGUUGAAACAAUCAAUAAGAGGACAAAGGGAUCUGUGAAAAUAUUAUUCUUGGAAUCCAUAUGCACCGAUACCGAACUCAUUGAGAAAAAUAUUAGGUUAAAAUUAAGUGGACCAGAUUAUAAAAAAAUGGAUCCCGAGAAGGCCCUAUUAGAUUUUAGGAAGAGACUAUAUAAUUAUGAAAAAGUUUAUGAAACUAUAGACGAAUCUGAAGAAUUAGAAAAUGAGAAAUUCGACAUUCAAUACGUUAAAAUUAUAAAUGCCGGUAAAAAGGUUAUUUCUUAUAAUAUCAGUGGAUAUUUGGCAUCUCAAUGUGUUUUUUUCCUAUUAAAUUUCAACUUGACAGAUCGUCAAAUAUGGUUGACUGCAAAUGGUGAAUCCAUUGACAACGUUCAAAAUAAACUUGGUGGUGACUCGGAUUUGACCAAAUCGGGCAUUGCAUUUGCUAAGGCUUUACCAAAAUUCAUAUCUCAAAAAAGACAAGAAUUCAAAUUGAGGCAAUAUAAUAAAGAGUUUAUUAAUGAUACAAGUACAUUUAAAACUAAUCCAAACCUAACCAACAAAAGUUUUAAUAUAUAUACUUCAACUUUAAAACGAACAAUUGAAACUGCCCACUAUUUUCCAAAGGAUGAAUAUUUUUUCAAGAGUUUUAAAAUAUUGAAUGAUUUAGGCUGUGGUAUAUUUGAAUCAAUUACAGAAGACGAUUUCCGAUACUUACAUCCCGAUGAAUAUAUGGCAUCUCUAGAAAACAAGUUGUCUUAUAGGUACCCUGGUUUAGGUGGGGAAUCGUACCUUGAUGUUAUCAGUAGAGUUAGACCUAUCAUUGUUGAAAUUGAAAGAUUAAGAGAUCAUGUGUUGAUUAUAUCCCAUAGAGUCAUUAUUAGAGUUUUAUUAUGCUAUUAUAUGAAUCUCAAUAAGGAGAUGUUGACCGAAUUAGAUGUUCAACAUAAUUAUGUUUAUUGUGUCGAACCAAAACCUUAUGGCUUAGAUUUGAAAAUUUGGCAAUAUGAAGAAUUGACAAAUAUGUUUAUUGAAGUCGAUGUUGCUGAAAUAAUGAAAAGAAAACGUAAACGUAAAUCUUUAGUAGUGAAUGAUGUUGAAAGAUUAAGAAGAUUAUUAAUCAGGCAUAGCGCCACAAUCAACUAUGAUUCCGAUGAUAUACUAACAACAGAGAGAAGCGAUAAUGGCGAUUCAAGUGACGAAGAAACCGAAUCCGAAACUGAAUCUGAAGAAAACUCGACCGAUUCCGUGUCCAGAAUAAAUUCAAGGAAUUCUCCAUUACAGAGAAGAACUUUAUCUGAAAAGUCGGAAUCUCAGCCUUAUGAAUUUGCUAAAGCCAGUAGUACCGAUUUGAAGGCAUUAGCACAAGUUAACAAUCUUAAAACAAAGUCCUUAAGUAAUGCAAGUCUUCAGUCAUUAGGUAGUGGGAAUCAGCAGAGUUGCACAAGUUUAUCAAGUCUAACCAACUUAAGGAAACAUUUAAGGGGUAGCUCCUCCGACUUGAGAAGCUUGCCAGCACAAGCAAACAAAGGUAUACAAUUCCAUUCCCCAACAAGUCCGAUUUUGACUCCAUCAUUAACCCCGGCAAUAACUUUAUCAAGGAAAAAUUCCUAUAAACAUAUCAAAAAGCCAAGCAUUGACUGGGAUUUAUUUGAUCACAAUGUUGAGACAGACGAAAAUUUAUUGGUCAAUAGUCACCGUAAUAGUGGUACAAGCAUGCAUUCCAAGUUACAAUUAAGUGAAUCUGCUAGUAGUGGUACUAGUAGCACGACCCCUGCUUCCACUGUUUUGGAUGCAGAGGUCGAUUUGAUUAUGUCCAAUCCACAAUUACUGGAUAGGAUCCUUCAAAGACUGAAUUCGGCCUCCUAA